GAUUUAAUUGUUUAAAAAUGUCUAAAUUGACAAAACAAUUGUAUAUGUUUAAGCCAUUUGUUCUGCAAGAACAUACACCUAAAUAUGAUGAUGAUGAAGAACCAGAAGGAAGAUGCGGAAGUAAAAUAUAUUGUAAGGGCCAUAAUCUUUAUAUUUACCGUGGAAGUGAUCCAACGAUCCUCGAUGUUCAAGAACUAGAAGAUGGCGUAAUUCGUCUUGUCACAAAGCCUGAAUUUCGUGACAUGUGGGUAUUUAAUUUACUAUCAAGAGAAUGGGCGUACAUUGACAUUGAAUUUCAAUUACCAGUUUGGCAGCAUAAUGAGAUUGGUGUAAUCUUCGAAGGGAAUUUGCUAACCAUUUGCACUAUGCGACUACCUUAUUCUGAUAAACUUACAGACUUAUAUAUUUUUAAUAUUCUCAAUGAACAUAUGAUCAAUCAGCCUCUUCAAGGAGAGGUACCUACAUAUCCUUCGGGAUGUAAUGUCAUUCGCAAUGGAGAAUAUUAUUAUUUGGUUGGAGAUGUUGAUGAUGAAAACAAUCGUGUUGGCAACGUCUACAGGAUAAAUAUGAAGAGUGGAAUUUGGGAAUGUGUCUAUAAAUGUCAAGGAAAAUAUAAAAAUGAACUUUGGAAAUGUAUUCCUUAUUACCUAGCUUUUGAUGGAAAAACGAUUUUUACUUUUUUUUCUCUUGAUGAUGAUGAUGAUGAUGAGCAUGAGGAUAAUUUCACUCCAUAUUCUUUUUUGAAUCUUGCAGCUUUUGAUGUACAUAAUCGUCGAUGGAGAAUGAUCAAUACUCAUGGAGAUGUUGAUCACGUACCUAAUUAUCCAAUGGAUAGAGACGGACCUAACGGAGCUUGUUUUCAAAUUACGCACUACCGAAACUCUGACAAUGAUUUUAUAGUUAUUUUAUCAGGACAAUUUGGUCAUAAAGAUUAUUACAAUGAUUUAUGGACAUUAAACCUCAGUACCAUGACAUGGAAGAACAUUGACAAUCGUGAACGUUUAAUACCACGAACGUUUAAAAGAUACUCAAUGACUGUGUCCCCGGCUGGCCAACUAUUUACAUUCGGUGGAUUCAUCGGUGAACCGAAAGAUAAAGUUCCCUGUGGCUCUCGUGUUCACUCAGUUUGGAUUACUAUUCCAAAACUCAUAGACAUUUGUUGGGAGUCUGUUCUUCACUAUUUGCCGGGCUUAGUUUCAAUGUCUCAAGAACAAAUUGAAAAUCUCGGUAUUUCAUGGAAAUUUUUCCAAUCGAGAAUUAACUAAUAAUUAAGUAUUUUUUUUGCGUAGCCUUUUUUUAAUUAAUUAUUCAGUUUUUUAUGUAUACGCUUAAGUAUAGGAUCUUAUCACUAUACAUCGAAAGUGUAAAUGUUUAUUCAUUUAACGUUUGUAUUUCAAAUAAGUUUAUAAUAAUCAAAAAUAUAAUUGGUUUGUCUCUUGAUUUCAUAGUAAUCAUAACAUUUAACAGUUUUAGUUUUAAAAAAAGUG
Messenger RNA from Cotesia glomerata, 1487 nucleotides. Its product is annotated as kelch domain-containing protein 10 homolog. The transcript is spliced from 3 exons. Bases 18 to 1265 code for a protein of 415 amino acids. The record is from RefSeq and is a predicted model, not a curated record. Gene Ontology annotation, molecular function: protein binding. Lineage: Eukaryota; Metazoa; Arthropoda; Insecta; Hymenoptera; Braconidae. Gene Ontology annotation, biological process: positive regulation of stress-activated MAPK cascade.